Molecule: messenger RNA, 3599 nt
Organism: Varanus komodoensis (Komodo dragon)
Lineage: Eukaryota; Metazoa; Chordata; Lepidosauria; Squamata; Varanidae
Product: WD repeat-containing protein 64-like
Exons: 30
Coding region: 228-3476 (1082 amino acids)
Molecular function (GO): protein binding; calcium ion binding
Source: RefSeq, a predicted model, not a curated record
AGUGUUCUCCCGUGGGCAUUGCCAAUCACCUUCUCUGGGAUGCUUGAGGGAGGCGCAAAGCAUGAGGUAACCUGAGCUGUCGCAGCAAAGUCUGAAUAGGCAGACCUGCCCCGCAGGCUCCAGUCUUAGGAGCAAACUGAGCACAAGCUGCUGCCUUAGGGAAGCAGGAGCAGUUGAGGAAUUGCACAAUUCGACCGUUUAAACUGGGAGGCUGGUGUUUUGGUACCAUGUUGCUUCUGAGGAAAAAAGUGCGGCCAAGUUCUGCUUCAGGGAAGUUAGAAACAUACACGCUAAGCAGCAUUCUGGCUGAGCUGCAGGAGUCCACCGCUACAACAGACCCUUUGUUCCAUCGGGCUCAGACUUCAGUGGGAGGCUUCAGGCUGCAGGCUGCAUCUCCUGUUUCCACUGGCAGCUUUGCAGACACUCAGGAGGAGACACCCCAACUUCCAGAAUGGCUGAUGAAGGAGCUGCUAAAAGGGCAGCAGAGGAGUCACUCCAUUGGACUGGUGGAAAAUAUAGCAGAGAAUGAAAGUGUCCAUCACCAUCUUGACCCUUCUAGAAGUCAGUGGAAAGGAAAGGCUGAGCAUCUGCUAAAUCUUGAUCAGUUUCAGAAGCUCCAUGCAGCCUUUCAGGAGUUAGAAAUUAAUGGGCAUAAAUCCUUGGAUGUGGAAAACUUCAAGCACAUCUUAAAGAAAUGUGUGGGAUCACAUAAUGCAAGCGAUGAACAAAUAGAAAAGCUUUUUAUGAAAAUAGACUAUUCUGCAACUGGCAGGAUUCAGUGGCAUGACUUCUGCACAUACAUGCAGCUGGAAUACUCUGAACAGGAUGCGGCAUCUGCCCGACUGAAAGAGAUGGCCUUUUCACUUCCUGCAUCAAUAAAAGAGAUUCCACAUGGGGACCCCAUGCUGCGCAUUCGCUCACUGCCAGAUAGCACAUUAAUAACAGCCCGAGAAGAUGGAAAUAUUUCCUUCUGGUCACCAGAACUCAAGUUAAAACGAAGCAAGAUGGUGUUUGAAAAAGCUCACAGAAAAUCCAAAUGGUUGAUGGAUUUCACUGUCAUGACGCCAUACAAUAAGCUAAUCCUCGGAACUGGGGAUCAUGAGCUGCAGUUCUAUGAAAGCUCCAACUUUGAACCCUACCUUCAGAUUAGUGGUUUGGAAGCUGUACCUUUGAACCUGGAUUACUGCUAUACAGAUGAUGAUGAAUGUAUGAUUCUUUAUGGUGAUGACCAGGGAUGUGUCAAUAUCUUGCUCUUACGUUCAGUGGGAGAAGUCUUAAGGACAUGGAAGAAGCUUCCCAAAUUAGAAAACCUUCCUAAUAUUGGUCUUGAGAAUGCAGUUCUUUCUCCAAAUGUCACUUACAUCCGUUGGAAAGUUCAUGGAGAUUGGGUUACUCAGCUGAAUUACUAUGAUUCUAUUAAAGCAGUAAUUUCUGCUUCAAGCCAUGAACCUACUGCCUUAGUAAUAGGUUGUGUUGUGGGAGCUACCAAUGUUGAACAACAGAUGAAAGAAAUAAAACAGCACAGAGAAGAUUCCAAGACAAGGAAACAGCAGCCUAUCUUAGGAGCUUCAUCCCAUAGAGCCAAAGGAGAUCAGAUUGUUUUUCAAGUCCACAAAGGAGUGAAAACAUUUGCACUCAGUAAAAAGAGCAAUCUCAUCGUAACUGGUGGCAUGGAUCGAAUCAUCCGGAUGUGGAAUCCAUAUAUGCCUGGAAGGCCAACAGGCAUCCUUAGAAGCCACAUGGCUCCAGUCUUCUAUGUCUACAUAUCUGAAGAGGAUAAAAUAUUUUCCAUGUCAACAGACAACACAGUUAAGAUCUGGGAUAUGGAAGACCAGAUAUGCUUAUUCACAGCUUGUUCAAAAAACAAUGGAAUUAAAGGAGAGAUUAGUGCUUGCCACUAUGUAUCAGGCACUAGAUCACUCUGUGUUGCUACUGACACACUGGCUGUUCUCCAUCUAAGAUUACGAUCAGCUCCAGAUCCUUACUUGGUGACUUCUCACAAGAAACCAGUUUUGUGUUGCAAAUUCAACAAAGUCUUCAGGCAUGUUGUGAGCUGUUCGGAAGAUUCUGUGGUGAAGGUGUGGGAUUUUGACAGUGGAAAGCACUUGUUUGAAUUUGUUGAUGCUCACAGUGGCUCUGCAAUCACUUGCCUCACCUUUGAUUCUACUGGAAGAAGGCUUGUUACGGGAGGAAGGGAUGGCUGUUUGAAAAUAUGGAAUUACAACAAUGGGCAUUGCUUGCACACUUUGAAAAGAGAAGACAAAUGGGAUGAAGUCUGCGAUUGUACCUAUGUGGAGAUCAAUAGAAACAAGUAUAUUGUAGGUGUUGGAUGGGAUAGAAGGAUAAACAUGUUUUAUGAUUCCACAGACAACUUCCAUCACUUUCGAAAACCUCAGCCCCACUGGAUGGACGAUAUAAACCAGGGACACAAAGAAGAUAUUCUGUGCAUUGCUCAGUGUCCACCAGCUCUCCUUGCCACCUGCAGUUAUGAUGGUGAAAUUAUUGUUUGGAAUAUGAUUUCUGGUCAUAUAUGUCAUAAUUUCUACACUCCCCUGGCCACUACCUCUGUUGAUACCAAAAUGGUUGAUGCGAGUGUCACUCAAGUAAUCUUUCUAAAGACUCGUGCUGUAAAACUCGAAUCGGCUGCAGCCUCCCUCGUCUCCAAUGGGCCACAAGGUUAUCUGCACUUCUGGAGUCUGUUCACUGAAGAUCCACUUAUAGCAAAUUUUACACCUUCUAGAGGGAAAUCUCCAAUCAGCAGCAUUGCCGUGACUGUGGAUGACUCGUAUCUCUAUGCAGCAGAUGAGGAUGGGUAUGUGUACAUCCAUGACAUCAAAGAUUAUGCACUUCAGGAUCCAGAACACAGUGCACCAAAAUAUGUGAAUUACUGGAGAGCUCAUGUGAAUUUGGUUCUGUCGUUAGAGAUUAUAGAUGAAGAUAACAUCCUGUUAUCCUGUUCCGUUGAUCAGACUGUUCGUUUGUGGAGCCUCAAUGGAGAAUACAUUGGAACCUUUGGACAAGCAGAACCUUGGGAAAUUUUGACCCCAUCCUCCUGGAAGCAUCCUAUGGUUCCUUAUGAAAUUCUGAUAGAUCCACAAAGUAUGCCCACUCACCCUGUGCUGGAAGACAAGUCCUCUGAGGACUCACAAUGCAUACUCCAAGAGAAUAUGACACAGGAUGUUUCCACACCUAAGGAAGCAAGCUAUAAUUCCCAGCCCUUCCAAGUUACUGUUACCGAUGAGGAUAUUAAAGAAGAAAUUAACAAGCGGUUUUACAAACAAGCUUCAAGCAGGAGGCUGAAGCAUGAGCGAUCCAAGCUUUUAAACAGACGGAGUAACCAUGGGGGACCAAACACUUACCACACAAUCAACUAUUAUGAAAUUGACAGUUUCCCAGGAAACUGCAAGAAGCCUGAUUUGUCUGUUCUUGGUACAGACAUUUUCAGUGCUAAUUAUCAAGGAACAGCUGAGCAGUGAGACACAACACCCAUCACUGGAAUGAGACCUGCUGAAAUGUCCUGGUGUCACUUUCUUUUUUUCUUCUCUUAAGAAAAUAGUGCAUAGCAAAUUUGACCAUAAAUAAAUGAAUAAAUAACCCUG